Messenger RNA from Chanos chanos (milkfish), 505 nucleotides. Its product is annotated as UDP-glucose:glycoprotein glucosyltransferase 1-like. Gene Ontology annotation, molecular function: UDP-glucose:glycoprotein glucosyltransferase activity. Gene Ontology annotation, cellular component: endoplasmic reticulum. Lineage: Eukaryota; Metazoa; Chordata; Actinopteri; Gonorynchiformes; Chanidae. The coding region runs from base 1 to 429 and encodes 142 amino acids. The transcript is spliced from 5 exons. The record is from RefSeq and is a predicted model, not a curated record. Gene Ontology annotation, biological process: ERAD pathway.
AUGAUCAGUGAAGAGUCAGUAUUCUGUGUCAAACUGCCACAGAAGAUAGCGGCUGGAGACAGACUGCGGGGGCAGUACCAAGACCCCAACAGUCUCUCCAAUCUGGACCAGGACCUCCCCAAUAACAUGAUCCACCAGGUGGCGAUCAAAUCCCUGCCCCAGGACUGGCUGUGGUGUGAAACGUGGUGUGAUGAUACCUCCAAAGCCACCGCCAAGACCAUCGACCUGUGUAAUAACCCUAAGACCAAGGAGCCUAAGCUGAAGGCGGCGGUGAGGAUUGUGCCUGAGUGGUCGAGGUACGACAGUGAGGUGAAACAGUUCCUCAGACGCGUUCAGGAGAAUCAGUCGAAAACACCGCAUUCAAGCCCAUCCACUGCCCCACCACAGCCUACAGGCCAACAUUUAGACAGUCAGCAUGAUGAACUUUAGCCCGAGCUGGAGUGCGUGACACAGAGGAGAGAAGAGAGCGAUAUCUGUGCUUUAUCCUCCUGUGUGAGGUGUGACA